Molecule: messenger RNA, 1010 nt
Organism: Klebsormidium nitens
Lineage: Eukaryota; Viridiplantae; Streptophyta; Klebsormidiophyceae; Klebsormidiales; Klebsormidiaceae
Source: the annotation of a GenBank genome assembly
AUGGGUAUCUUCAGCAAGAAGCCGAAGCCCCGAUCAGAGGCUGCCAAGGCGGAAGCGGCAGCCUUGGGUCCAGUGGUGUUGGAGCUUGAGGGCAACAGGCUCACGUUUGAGGACGGAGCCUGGCGGUCAGAUUACUACGGCCCCAUCCCCAAAUCGGCAGAAGGCAUCGAGCGCGAGCUUCUGGAGCUGAGGGUUCAAGUGAAGAAGCAAGCCGCCGAGCUGGAGACAUAUGCCGCGCAGGCAGAGCGGCUGCGGGAGGCGAGAGAGCGGUGGAACUUGCUGGACUUCAAGUACCAGCUGCUGAUGGACAUGUGGACUAUGCGAGUCUUGGACAACGACCGUGACCUUCACGAGUCUCGAAGCAGCAAGGGGAGCCCUCGGAGUCACAUUCAUUAGUAUACAGAUGUAUGUAAAGACAGAAGAUCGAUUCAACUAGUGCUUGGCGAUACUGCCUUGCUCCCAAAACAACACUGGCACUACACGUAGGUUGGUCGAAAGUACCAAUAAUCAAUUUGGGACUGCAGUUUCGAUUCACAGGGCUAACGCAGAGCUCUGCUCUAGCCGUUCGGAACCGACAGAGAUCACUUUUAGUGUUUAGGGACGGCCCCGAAGAUCACUCUGCAGAAGAGGUUGCUCAGCAUCAUGCAAUUUAGAAAGGCCUAGCGUACAGUGAUUCUACUUUCGACAGCGAAAUUAAGCAAGCAGAUAGGACUGCAGGACCGCUGGCAAAUCCUGACGAUAGGAACUGGGUAGAGGUAGUGAUACUACGGCAAAGACACGGUGGCUUUUACAGUACGGAGACAGACGGUGGAUACGUGAUCGGUUGAGUGGACGGGACUUGAUCAAAGUAGGUGCAGGCAGAUACGAUGUUCUUUUUCAAAGCUCGAUAGAACGUUUGCCGGAAGCAGAACUGUUACAGUGACCGUGUGGGGUUGAAUAGAGCUGGCUAGCUGGGAUUUGAGGUAAUUGCCGUCUGCUUUCGAACAGUCCGAACGGGGGCCCUCCGCGAG